Messenger RNA from Zingiber officinale, 1825 nucleotides. Its product is annotated as heat stress transcription factor A-5-like. Gene Ontology annotation, molecular function: DNA-binding transcription factor activity; RNA polymerase II cis-regulatory region sequence-specific DNA binding. NCBI's taxonomy places the organism in Eukaryota, Viridiplantae, Streptophyta, Magnoliopsida, Zingiberales, Zingiberaceae. Gene Ontology annotation, cellular component: nucleus. Gene Ontology annotation, biological process: regulation of transcription by RNA polymerase II. The transcript has 2 exons. The coding region runs from base 136 to 1407 and encodes 423 amino acids. The record is from RefSeq and is a predicted model, not a curated record.
AAUAGAAACAACUACGCAAUCACCGCCGUGGUGCGCGCCCACGCUCCACCCGUUAGUUUUAUCCAUCGCAAUCUCUCUCGCCUCUCUCAAUCGAUCGAGCAAUUCGUUGAACACCGGCGAACCCCUCGCCGAGAGAUGGAAGGCGGCGCUUCCGGUGGCGGAGGCGGGCCUGCUCCUUUUCUGCUGAAGACGUAUGAAAUGGUCGACGACGCCUCCACAAACGACAUCGUCUCCUGGAGCUCCACCAAUGCGAGCUUCGUGGUGUGGAAUCACACGGAGUUCGCCGCCCGCCUGCUCCCGACUUACUUCAAGCACAACAACUUCUCUAGCUUCAUCCGACAGCUCAAUACCUAUGGCUUCAGGAAGAUCGACCCGGAGCGGUGGGAGUUCUCGAACGACGACUUCGUCAAGGGGCAAAAGCACCUCUUGAAGAACAUCCACCGGCGCAAGCCCAUCCACAGCCAUAGCCAUCCAUCGGGAGGUGUUUUUCCUGACGCGGAGAGGACGGCGCUGGAAGAUGAGGUCGAGCAGCUUAGCAGGGAGAAGUCGAGCCUCGAGUCUAGUUUAUUCAAAGUCAAGGAGCAACAAUCCGGGACGGAGAUCCAGAUUGAGGAUCUGGAACGCAGGGUGAUGAACAUGGAGCAGAGGCAGCUCAAAAUGGUUGCUUUCCUGCAACGUGCCAUGAAAAACCCUCAGCUCAUGGAAAGUCUAACGAAGAUGGCCUCAGCCACAUCAAUAGAUGUCUCAGCCAUUAACAGGAAGCGGAGAUUGCCGUCGGAUGGGGAUUACUGCCGAGAUUGUUCCGACAACAGCUUCUGCGAUGAUACCGGGUUCAUGCUCGAUCAAGAUUUCUGUGAGAAGCUAAAAUUAGGUCUGUGCUCAGCUGUUCCGGCCGAUUCUGAUGUGGUGAUCCUCAAUGCGCAGCACUUUGAUCUUCACCAUGGCACAGUGCAGGCAAUUAGACAAAUUGACUGUGACCAUGAGCUGCCGGAGUGCCCCCCUCAGGCGUCUGAGACACUACAGCUCCGUGAUGCCGGGGCUCCUGUUUCUCCAUCAAAGAAUGAUUUGUUUGCUAGAGCUGUUGACGAAGACGAUGUGCUUCUUCCAUGCCGUUUGAGUCUAACGCUUUCAAUGGAAAUCGAUGCCGACGAUCUCUCAUCUUCUACUCAAAGACAUAAUGAUCUUAAUACGCCAGUCGCAGGCAUGCGAAGCAUGACUGCUGAUUCUGCUGCUGAUGCUGAAGCUGUGUCCUGUGAAGCAAACGAUGCAUCCUCGGCCCCUUCAGGUGGAACAAACGAUGUAUUCUGGCAACAAUUCUUAACUGAAAGGCCAGGUUCGAAUCCCAUUGAUGGGCUGAAUGAAGAGAGGAUGCCAGGAUUAAGCAAAAAAGAUAAGGAGCAACUGUAACUUCGACUAGCAUCUUUUGUUGGGCAUCAUGUUCUUACAGGUAAUACUUUUUGAUCCACCUGUUCAUCUUGCUUCUGAAUUAUAUGGUUUGGUACUCAAUCAUUCAAUCAUGGUAAGGCUGGACCAUGAAUUCUCGCUUGAAUGAGUGCAUGUUGAUCUCUGACGCCGUCCAUUAUGAAAUGAGUAGCUGGAAGCCAAAAAAUUUCUGUCUUCCAAAUUCACCACUGCGAUUCCUUCUUCCCGAAUUGAGCUCUUUAGGGCUGGGCUGGCUGACCCACCGCAAAACCAAACAACACACGACGACUCACUGCAUUAAAGCCUUGUACUACUCACAAAUGAAGCACACAGAUCUCAUCCAGCAGAGAAUGGCAAACAAGACUCGCCUCCUCUUGACCUCCCUCCUCCUCCUCUUCCUCUU